AAACUCGUUGUGUUUCCAAAGGAACAAUCUGUUUUACACGAAAUGCAUUUACUUGGGCUGCAACGUAAAUCUGCUAAUCUCUGUUGCAUUUAUUGUUAAAAAAAACACAAACAAAAAAAAAACGAUAUAAUACAAACCGUAUUGGACCGAAUAGGGGGUGGGGGGGGCCGGCAUGUACACCAGUUAAGCUGUUUCUGAUUGGCUUACAGGGAUCCGGAGACUGUCCAAUUGAGAACAGGGUAGCUGGGAAUCCAGACAGGGCAGCCCAUGCUUGAAAAUGUUGAGACGGGAAGCCAGGCUGAGGAGGGAGUAUCUCUACAGGAAAGCUAGGGAGGACCAGGCGCACGCCAUCGAAGACAAGAAGGAGAAACUCAAACGGGCGCUGGACGAGAAUCGCCUGAUCCCUACCGAGAUCCGACAGGAGGCGCUGCAGCUCCAAACCCUCCUCGAGUAUGACGAUGAGGGAGGCGAAGGGGUCAGUUCUCAAAUGGACGAUGAAUACAGAUGGGCGGGGGUGGAAGACCCCAAAAUCAUGGUCACCACGUCCCGGGACCCUAGCUCCAGACUCAAGAUGUUUGCCAAGGAGGUGAAGCUGAUUUUCCCCAACUCCCAGCGCAUGAACAGGGGGAACCACGAAGUGAAGUCCCUGGUCGUGGCCUGCAAGGCCAAUGACGUGACUGACUUGGUGGUGGUCCAUGAGCACAGGGGCAAUCCCGACGGGAUGAUUGUGUGUCACCUGCCCUUCGGCCCCACUGCGUACUUCACUCUGUGCAACGUGGUGAUGCGCCACGACGUUCCGGAGAUUGGGACCAUGUCGGAGGCAUACCCACAUCUCAUUCUGAACAACUUCACCUCCCGUCUGGGAAGGAGGGUGUCGAGCAUCUUGAAAUACCUGUUUCCCGUGCCGAAAGAGGACAGCAGGAGAGUGAUCACCUUCGCCAACCAGGAGGAUUACAUCUCGUUCAGACAUCACACAUACAAGAAAACGGAUCACAAGAACGUUGAACUGACAGAAGUGGGGCCCAGGUUUGAGAUGAAAUUGUACAUGAUCAAGCUGGGCACUCUGGAGAACGAGAGCACCGCAGAGGUAGAGUGGCGUCUGCAUCCCUACACUCACACUGCAAAGAAGAGGAAGCACUUGAGUGUGGACUGAGUGCAGAAUCGUCUGACAGAACCAACACCAGGACCACACUGCGGCCCAGGGGAAAUGACGCACAGCAGAUAUUUGUAAAAGGAGGCAUGGUUAUUUUUGUGUGUUUUAAAUUUGAAAGUAACAGAUUUCACUGUAGAUGUGCAGUGGGAUCUUUGCGUUCAGAUACAGGGGAGUGUUGCCUGAUAUUGUGGGAGAAUGUGUUUGGGGGGAGGGGGGAAAUUCGAAGUGGAUACGCUGUUGUAUUUUGACGACUGUGUCCUGCUAUGCAGAAUAACGGUUGAAUUUGUUUUUUGGGGAUUUUUAUAAAGCAUUUGAGAAAGA
Messenger RNA from Polyodon spathula (Mississippi paddlefish), 1474 nucleotides. It is a transcript of the gene imp4, whose product is annotated as IMP U3 small nucleolar ribonucleoprotein 4. The record is from RefSeq and is a predicted model, not a curated record. Gene Ontology annotation, molecular function: rRNA primary transcript binding; hydrolase activity; snoRNA binding. Gene Ontology annotation, biological process: rRNA processing. The coding region runs from base 278 to 1153 and encodes 291 amino acids. The transcript is spliced from 9 exons. Lineage: Eukaryota; Metazoa; Chordata; Actinopteri; Acipenseriformes; Polyodontidae. Gene Ontology annotation, cellular component: nucleolus; Mpp10 complex; small-subunit processome.